AUGCCGUGGCCAGUGCCUCCCGGUAGGUCUGUGUCGGGAUACUCAGGGGCAGGCUGUGGGCAGAGCAGACCGGCCCUGUGCUGUCCAAGCCCAUGGCCCGGCAGACCCCUGCUGAAAGGCCGGCCUUCACCUGAAGCUGCGUCUACUGCGGCUGGGGAGGGUGAGAGGCAGAGUAAGGACCUCUUUCUCCGAUCACCUCUUCGUUCUAGGCUGGCCUCGGAGCUGCAGGCCCUGAAGCAGAAAUGGGCCACAGUCCAGAGCCGCCUGAAGGCCAGCACUGUGGAGUCUGUUCAGCCCAGCCAGCAGGCUGCAUCUGGCUUGGCCCUGGCCAACCCACAGGCCCAGAAGCUCCUGACACAGAUGACCCGGCUGGAUGGAGACCUGGGACAGAUAGAGAGGCAGGUGCUGGCCUGGGCACGGGCCCAGCUGAGCCGCACCACGCCCCUGGAGGACCUGGAGGGCCACAUCCACAGCCACGAGAGCCCAGACUGUGAACUUGCACUCCCUGGAGGAAUGGCUGAUUCCAAGUGUGGGGAAAAUGUAAAAGAUAAGCAGAGAACAGCAGUUUCCUUAUUUUGCUCUCUCGUCCAACACCAGACAACGUGCUCGUCAAAAGGACUCAGAACCCAAUAUGAAGACGCACCCAGCAUUCAACGAAGGGAAAAAAUGAGCAUCAAUAAAAAUAACGGCCAGGUGCGGUGGCUCACGCCUAUAAUCCCAACACUUUGGGAGGCAGAGGCAGGUGGAUUGCUUUUGAGCUCAGGAUUUGAAGACCAGCCUGGUGAACAUGGCAAAACCCUGUCUCUACCAGAAACACAAAAAUUAGCUGGGCGUGGUGGUGUACCUGUGGUCCCAGCUACUCAAGAGGGUGAGGUGGGAGGAUUGCUGGAGGCCGGGAAGUCAAGGCUGCAGUGGGCAGAGAUUAUACCACUGCACUACAGCUUGGGUGACAGAGUAAGACCCUGCCUCAAAACAAUAAAUGAAUAAAUAAAAAUAAAAAUAACUGCAAUCAAAUGAAACACAAAUAUGUUAAAACGUGUAAGUUCAUAAUAUACUAAAAAAGAAAAAACACACACACAAAGUUCAUUGGUCAAUUUUGGAAGAUGCUAGGGAACUAAUUCAUUAUUUUGAAAACUAGGAAAGAAUCAAACAUACAUCCUGCCUUUCCUGUAUGAACUAUACCUUGUGUAACUAACUGUUCAAAGAGUUUCUCUUUAUGAAAGAAUUCCAGCUAACAAAGAAAGAAGAAAUAACAGAAUAAAACCAUUUCACAAACACCUGAUGAAAUUAUAAAAGUAGGCCAGAGUUUCUCAACCUCAGGGCUACUGACAUUUUAGGCCUAUUAAUACUUUGCUGUAGGGGGCUGUGCUGUGCUGACUCUUACCCCUGAAGGUACCUAUAGCAUUCCCUCCCCCAAGUUGUGACAAUCAGUGUGUCUCCAGACAUUGCCAAAUUACCCUGGUAGUGAAAUGCUGACACAGGCAAUGAUCAGUGACCACUAACAUCACUAAACACACACACACACACAACUACACAUUAUGCCUCCUGAUCAAAGCAUAUGCAAUACCGAGAGUUUAAUCUGAAUCAAAUCAACCACCUAAAUUUAACUACCAGUUUUUGGAAAUUCAGGGAACAGAUGAACAUGGGCAAUGACACCUAUGGGGAUAAUAUCAGCAAAAUCAAAAUUUGAGAAUUCUACAGGACAAAUGACCCAGUUUCUUCAAUAAAUCAUUAGGGGAAUCUAUAAAUGAAAAGAGACUUAAGAGACAUAGUAAUCAAACUAUAUACAGACCUUGAUUAGAUCCUUACAAACAGGAGAAAAAAAAAAGAAUGGAACAACAACAAAAAAAAAACUAGGGGGGGCAACACAGGGAGACCUCAUCUCUAGAAAAAUUCAAAAAAUUAGCUGGGUGUGGUGAUGCACCCCUGUGGUCCCAGCUAUAUGGGAGGAUCCCUUGAGCCUGGGAGGUUGAGGCUGCCAUGAGCCACUAUCAUGCCACUGCACUCCAGCCUGGGCAACACAGAAAGACCCUAUCUCAAAAAAAAAAAAACUGGGGAAACUCAACUUCUUAGGUGUGAUGGUGGGAUGGCAGUUAUGUUUAAACAAGAUGACCUAAUCAUUUUUAAGCUGUGCAGUAGGUGUAUGACAGUCAUCCUCCUUACAAUUGUUUGUUGUUUUUUAAAGUGGGUCACAUUAUGCUCCAUGACCAAAAAAUAAUCACUAUCAUCCUCCUCCUCCUCCUCCACCUACAUCCCAAGGAAUGGAAAAAGAAACUGUUUUCUCAGAUUCUGAAGUGGGAGAAAGACAAUAACUAACACACUAACUCAUUUACUUAUAAACAUAUUGUUAUGGAUUGAAUCGUGUGCCUUACCCACCCCCCAAAAAAUUUCAUAUGUUGAAACUCUAACCUCUAGU
Pan troglodytes (chimpanzee) is the source of this 2416-nucleotide messenger RNA. RefSeq names its product envoplakin-like. Bases 1 to 987 code for a protein of 328 amino acids. The transcript is spliced from 3 exons. NCBI's taxonomy places the organism in Eukaryota, Metazoa, Chordata, Mammalia, Primates, Hominidae. The record is from RefSeq and is a predicted model, not a curated record.